AUCACUUUUCGAAGUAAUAUUAUUAUCUUUCCUUUACCACGGGUUCCCUGGUAAUUGAUCAAACAUCGUCCCGCACAUUCGUCAACAAUGGCGAACUUGGUUGCCGAUAACAAACGGGCUGCCGCGAACAAUUUGUCCACUAUUUAUGGCAGAGUGCCAACAAUUGGAACGGACAAGAUGAGGGUGACAUUCUGUACGGAUAUGGACAAGUCCGUUAUAGUUUACAACUUUGAAAAAAGAGGCUGGACUCAAGUUGGUCCAGAAGACGAUUGGAAUUUUUACUGGGCUGUCACCCAAUCAUGCCGAACUAUUUUUAGCGUCGAAACUGGCUACAGAAUGAGUGAUAAUCAUAUUUUAUUUUAUAUUUUCAGAACCAUCAACCACUUUCCCAAUCACUACGAAUUAACACGCAAAGAUUUACUAGUUAAAAAUAUAAAAAGAUACCGAAAAGACUUGGAAAGAGAAGGAAGCCUACUUGCUGAAAGAGGAGAUGGCCCAGGAAAAUAUCUUCACCUUGAUUUUAUACCAGUUACAUUUGUACUACCAGCAGAUUAUAAUAUGUUUGUGGAGGAAUAUCGCAAGUCUCCGCAAAGUACUUGGAUAAUGAAACCAUGUGGUAAAUCACAAGGGGCUGGAAUAUUCCUUAUAAACAAAUUGAGUAAAUUAAAGCGAUGGUCCCGUGAAGCUAGAAAUCCAUUCAACCCCAACCUUACUAAAGAAUCAUACGUUAUUUCCAGGUACAUCGACAAUCCUCUCUUAAUUGGGGGGAAGAAAUUCGAUCUUCGGUUGUAUGUGCUAAUCACUUCAUUCCGACCCCUAAAGGCAUAUCUUUUCAAGCUUGGAUUCUGUCGGUUUUGUACAGUCAAAUACGAUACGAGUAUUCAAGAACUUGACAAUAUGUAUGUGCAUCUGACAAACGUCUCUGUACAAAAACAUGGGGAUGAAUACAAUAGCUUACACGGAGGGAAAAUGAGUGUACAAAACUUGAGAUUAUACUUAGAAAGUACUCGAGGAAAGGCUGUAACAGAGAAACUUUUUGCUAAUAUUUCUUGGUGUAUCGUACACUCUUUGAAAGCCGUUGCUCCGGUAAUGGCAAACGAUCGACACUGCUUUGAGUGCUAUGGCUAUGAUAUUAUCAUUGACAAUAAGCUAAAGCCAUGGUUAAUAGAGGUCAACGCAUCCCCGUCUUUAACUUCGACUACAGUGAACGAUCGGAUUCUAAAAUAUAAAUUGAUAGAUAAUAUUAUAUCAGUAGUUGUCCCUCCUGAUGGUGUACCUGAGUAAGUAAUUUUGCCCAUUAAAUUCAGUAUCAAGUCAAUUGACGUAUCACAGACUAGAUAAUUUUUUAAUAUAUUCACGAUAGCGUCAGAUGGAAUAAGUGUCCGUCACCUGAAGCUAUGGGAAAUUUUGAGUUACUGCUAGAUGAAGAAUUAGCAGCCCAAGACGAGAGGGACAAUCCUACAGCAAAAUUUCGAAUUCAAUCAAACAAAUGGAA
Diprion similis is the source of this 1495-nucleotide messenger RNA. It is a transcript of the gene TTLL1B, whose product is annotated as polyglutamylase complex subunit TTLL1. Lineage: Eukaryota; Metazoa; Arthropoda; Insecta; Hymenoptera; Diprionidae. Gene Ontology annotation, molecular function: tubulin-glutamic acid ligase activity; tubulin binding. Gene Ontology annotation, cellular component: cilium. Gene Ontology annotation, biological process: protein polyglutamylation; microtubule cytoskeleton organization. Bases 88 to 1284 code for a protein of 398 amino acids. The transcript has 8 exons. The record is from RefSeq and is a predicted model, not a curated record.